Molecule: messenger RNA, 717 nt
Organism: Ziziphus jujuba (common jujube)
Lineage: Eukaryota; Viridiplantae; Streptophyta; Magnoliopsida; Rosales; Rhamnaceae
Product: pentatricopeptide repeat-containing protein At4g21705, mitochondrial
Exons: 3
Coding region: 1-717 (238 amino acids)
Cellular component (GO): mitochondrion
Molecular function (GO): protein binding
Source: RefSeq, a predicted model, not a curated record
AUGAAUUUCUGCAGCCAUUUUCGUUCGCAAAACUUGUUGGGCCUCUCGUUUUACUCAACAAGUACGAAAACUGCAUUCCCUAGAAAAUCAUGGAAUGGCUCACUAGGGGCUCUCUACCGUAAGAUUUCCAAAAUCGAAGAUCCUAAGGCUAUGCCUUCCAUCUUUCCGGUUCUCGACAAGUGGAUCCUCGAUGGCCGAGUGGUUGACAGAAGUAGUCUCUUGGGUUUCAUUAAGGAGUUCAGGCGCAUUCGACGCUAUAACCACGCUCUUCAGCGCUCUCCUCAAUUGUUAUGUUCGUUCAGAACAAGUGGAGAAAGCAGAGGCCCUUAUGCAGCAGAUGAAGGAUAUUGUUAUGGAAAAAUGGACAAUCUCUUGCAUGAGAUCGAAGAGAAGGGCAUUGUCAAGAACAAAUUUACAUAUACAAUUCAGAUCAGUGCAUAUGCAGUGAAAUCUGAUGUGGAGGGAAUCCACAAGAUUCUCGCAGAGAUGGAAACUGAUCCUAAAGUUUUGGAUUGGUCUGCUUAUUCAACUGCAGCAAGUGGAUGUAUAAAAGCUGGGCUUGUGGACAAAGCUUUGUUAAUGUUAAAGAAAUCAGAGGAACUGGUAUUAACUGCGGAGAAAAAACACUGUAGCCCUGAGCACAUUCUCACACAAUACGCUGCAAUAGGGAAGAAAGAUGAAGUAUUAAGAUUAUGGAACGUUACAAUAAGCAGUUGA